GGUGCUUUGUAAGUGUCUGUAUAAUUACUCAUAGUUUGUUCCCUUCUGCCCUUCGAGGUCCUUCAGGAGAAGUUAGAAAAUAACAGCUUCAAAGAGAGACAAGCUAUUUCCAGACACUGAUUUAUAGAAAGAAUGCAUCUCUCUAAUACCAGUUGUCCUAAGAGGUGUUUACUUCUUAGAAGACUGAGAAUCAGAAUGGGUUUAUACUGGUGGAAUCUUCGGAAGGUGGCUGGCCAGAUCUGAGCUAUUUGGGGGCAUAGCCCAUUUCCCUAUGGCUCCUUGCACCCUUCCAGGGAGCCUGACAGAGGGGACUGGUGGCGUUUUUGGCACAGCCACGGGCGGGCCAAAGGGAGGAGGAAGCAAGAAGCUCCCGGGAUCCCCCCGCCCCUCCCCCUUCGCCCAGUGAGUAAUGACAUUCACGGAGAGCGGAGGGAGGGAGCGAAGGAGAGGGGCAGGCUCGCGAGGCCAUGUGAUGCUGGGCGACCGAGAGCCGCCGCCGCCGGAGCCUCUUCCUUUCCUCCCUCUGGUUUCGGGCUGUCAUGGCGACCCCCAACAGCCUGACACCCACCAGCUGCAGUUGGUGGCCCAUCUCGGCUCUGGAGAGCGAUGUGGCCAAGCCGGUGGAGGGCCCUGAGGCGUCCGAGGCGGCCAGCCCCGCCCAUUGGCCCAAGGAGAGCCUGGUUCUGUACCACUGGACCCAGUCCUUCAGCUCGCAGAAGGUGCGGUUGGUGAUCGCUGAGAAGGGCCUGGCGUGUGAGGAGCGGGAUGUGAGCCUGCCGCAGAGUGAGCACAAGGAGCCCUGGUUCAUGCGGCUCAACCUGGGUGAGGAGGUGCCUGUCAUCAUCCAUCGUGACAACAUCAUCAGCGACUACGACCAGAUCAUAGACUAUGUGGAGCGCACGUUCACAGGAGAGCAUGUGGUGGCCCUGAUGCCUGAGGCGGGCAGCCCGCAGCACGCCCGGGUGUUGCAGUACCGUGAGCUGCUGGACGCCCUGCCCAUGGAUGCCUACACGCACGGCUGCAUUCUGCACCCUGAGCUCACCACUGACUCCAUGAUCCCCAAAUACGCCACGGCUGAGAUCCGCAGACAUUUAGCCAAUGCCACCACAGACCUCAUGAAGCUGGACCACGAAGAAGAGCCGCAGCUCUCUGAGCCCUACCUUUCUAAGCAGAAGAAACUCAUGGCCAAGAUCCUGGAGCACGACGACGUGAGCUACCUGAAGAAGAUCCUCGGGGAGUUGGCCAUGGUGCUGGACCAGAUCGAGGCUGAGCUGGAGAAGAGGAAGCUGGAGAACGAGGGGCAGAAAUGUGAGCUGUGGCUCUGUGGCUGUGCCUUUACCCUCGCUGAUGUCCUCCUGGGGGCCACCCUGCACCGCCUCAAGUUCCUGGGACUGUCCAAGAAAUACUGGGAAGAUGGCAGCCGGCCCAACCUGCAGUCCUUCUUCGAGAGGGUCCAGAGGCGCCUGGCCUUCCGGAAAGUUCUCGGUGACAUCCACACCACCCUGCUGUCGGCAGUCAUCCCCAAUGCGUUCCGGCUGGUCAAGCGGAAACCCCCAUCUUUCUUUGGGGCGUCCUUCCUCAUGGGCUCCCUGGGUGGGAUGGGCUACUUUGCCUACUGGUACCUCAAGAAAAAAUACAUCUAGAGCCAACCCAGGCUUGGUGUCUGA
Messenger RNA from Manis pentadactyla (Chinese pangolin), 1667 nucleotides. It is a transcript of the gene GDAP1L1, whose product is annotated as ganglioside induced differentiation associated protein 1 like 1. NCBI's taxonomy places the organism in Eukaryota, Metazoa, Chordata, Mammalia, Pholidota, Manidae. The transcript is spliced from 6 exons. The record is from RefSeq and is a predicted model, not a curated record. Bases 540 to 1643 code for a protein of 367 amino acids.